Messenger RNA from Mytilinidion resinicola, 1468 nucleotides. Its product is annotated as ArfGap-domain-containing protein. The record is from RefSeq and is a predicted model, not a curated record. NCBI's taxonomy places the organism in Eukaryota, Fungi, Ascomycota, Dothideomycetes, Mytilinidiales, Mytilinidiaceae. Gene Ontology annotation, molecular function: GTPase activator activity. The transcript has 4 exons. Bases 52 to 1305 code for a protein of 417 amino acids. Gene Ontology annotation, biological process: regulation of ARF protein signal transduction; regulation of endocytosis. Gene Ontology annotation, cellular component: Golgi membrane.
CGUCACUCCUUGGGCGCGUGCGUACCGACGCCCAAACCAACACCCGUCACCAUGAGCAAGAUGUGGGAAGUUGACCCUGAGACGAGGAGUAAGCUACUCGAGAUCCAGAAGGAAAAUAAGAACAAUGUCUGCGUCGAUUGUAAUGCGCCGAGCCCACAAUGGGCCUCUCCCAAACUCGGCGUCUUCAUGUGCCUCUCCUGUAGCGGCGUCCACCGCGGACUAGGCGUGCACAUCUCCUUCGUGCGCUCCAUCACCAUGGACGCCUUCAAGCCCGCCGAGCUCGACCGCAUGGCCGCCGGCGGCAACAAGCCCUUCCAAGACUUCUUCAACGCGCACGCCUCCAACAAAGCCGAAUCGCGCACUUUCGACGCCUCCUCCAUCAGCGAGCGCUAUGACAGCUACGCCGGCGACGAGUGGAAGGAGCGCCUAACGGCCAAGGUCGAGGGCCGCGAGUACGACGCCUCGAACCUCCCGAAGCGCGUCAAGAAGGAUAAAGAGCCGGCACCAACGCCGCUAAGUGGACGCGCUUCGGCAGCUGGGAGCAGGAGCCAUACGCCGCUCUCUCGCACACGCCCAACAGAUGUUUCCGGGCUCCCCGCGCGGUCUGGGUCGCCGGCGCUCGGGACCAGCUCGCUGGGUGCGUCGAAGAAGGUGCAGAAUGAGGCUUUCUUUGCGCGCAAGGGGCAGGAGAACGACAGCCGUCGUGCGGAUCUGCCGCCUUCGCAGGGCGGGAAGUACGCGGGCUUUGGCAGCGAGCCUGCGGGGUGGAAGAACGAGAAUCCUGAUGCGCCGCCCGCUAUCGACGACUUCCAGAAAGAUCCCAUUGCGGCGCUGACGAAGGGGUUUGGGUGGCUAGGUGCUACAGUGGGGAAGGGCGCGAAGACGGGUUAUGAAGGGUGGGUUAAGCCGGGGGUGCAGAAGCUCUCCGAAGCCGACCUCGCCGCCCAAGCCCGCCAAACAGCCGCCUUGCUCGGCCAGGGUAUCCAGCAAGGAACCUCGGCCGCCGCGACGUCCAUAAGCCGCUUCGUCGAGGGCGAAGACGACCAGUCCAACACUACGAGACCCGGCCGCAAGGCGCCGGAGAAGAAAGACUUCUGGGACGAGUUCGGCCAAGCCCCCGCGGGCCCACCGCCCAAUAAGCGCGACUUCUGGGAUGAUUUUGCGAAUGCGGGUGCGGCGGGCGAACCGGUGGGAGUAGGGGCACGGCAGAAGAGCAAGCCGAGUGGGAUCGGCACAGCGGCGAUGAAGAAGACGGGUGGUGGGGGAGCUGCGGGGAAGAAGGAGGAUGAGUGGGACAACUGGUAGAGCAAGAGAUGUUUAGGGGCGUGCUCGGGGUUAGGAGGAGUUUUGGAGUUUUGGCUGGACGGAGGGAAGCAUAGGGGAUAUGAGGUUUUAUUGCAUGAGAAAGGAGAGGCGUGAUGUAUGAUUAGAAAUAGUAUUCAUCUAAAUACAGAGUUUUGACUGUGGG